This is a messenger RNA of Gymnodraco acuticeps, 904 nucleotides long. RefSeq lists its product as uncharacterized. The transcript is spliced from 4 exons. The record is from RefSeq and is a predicted model, not a curated record. Bases 26 to 904 code for a protein of 292 amino acids. NCBI's taxonomy places the organism in Eukaryota, Metazoa, Chordata, Actinopteri, Perciformes, Bathydraconidae.
GUGGAAACAGUCUCUUAAGUACAAAAUGCAAAACUAUCGUACAAAGCUUGGCCGUCUUGGACAUCCUGAAAUCCUUGUGAACUCCUUAAAGCACAAGAAAACAGGCCAAGGCAAAGCUGCAGCAAACAUAAAAAAAACAAGAAAAGCUGAAAUAAACUACAUUCCUCUGCACCCAAAAGGCGAAACCACAGAAAGCUUGGAGAACGAGAGAAUUGCCUUAUUGUCAGAACUGAAAAAGCGUGACAAUGAAGUGGUGAUAAAAGCAAAAAUGGAAAAAACCUUCUCUCACAGACGCCUUGAGAUUGUGGAGCAAAGGCCUUUGAUAGGGGACUUCAAAUGCAGAUGGCCUGCUCUGUUUCAGCAGAGUGAAGUGAAUGCGGAGUUUUUGAGGAUCACAACAUCACCACUUCAAUCAAAGUUCAUGUGGCAGCUGGACCACUUCUCAGACAAGCUCUUGAAGAUCUUCAAGAUCAAAGGAGGACUAAAGGGCCACAAAAUCAAGGAAGCCCUUGCAAUAUCAGAUUUGUUUGAAAACAUCCACAUCAAGAGGGGGUGCAUCCUGCGAAGCAUCGCGAUCUACCUCAACGAGGAUCCAGACUCUUUUUUUAAGGACUAUCAGAUGCCAAGAGGGACAUGGCAAUCACAGUCAUACACACUUCAAAGAGAUGUGGAUGGGCAGCAAGAGGACGUGGGAAUUGUCAUCGAAGGCAAUAUAGUCAUGGACAACUUGGGCAGCGUGAUUGUGGGGUUUGUCAUGCUAUUGGGACUUAUUUAUGCCCUGGAUUUGAGCUUUCCGGACAACCUCAAACACACCUUCGAGUUCAUGCAGAAGGUAGUGAUGAAUCUGGAUGGGCACAAGCUGAAUGGUAAAAUCGAAAGUCUGAAGAUCAAGUUGUUCGAUUGA